AUGAAGCGCAUCGUUGCACCAAAGCGAUGGUCGAUCGUAAAUCACGUUGAGCACCCUCCGCUUAUGCCGAAGCAGCUCUUACAGGGUGUCUGCGGCGGGCUGCGGUGGCUCGAGUCUAAGAACCUCGCUGAGUUCUUGGCAAAGCGCGCCAUCGAAGACGGUUUUCCCUGUACAAAGAAGCAGCGGAGGGCUUUCGACGUGCGACCACCACCACCAUCGCGUCCAGGACCUCGCAAGAGCCGACUGCACAAAAAGAGUCUGGCGCGCCGCCCUGACGGGGCUGUACGACGGACUGAGGGCACUCUGGAGCCACCUCGCACGACAGGUGCCAGUGACGCCCUCGUCUCUUCCAGCACAGCACUUACGUUGAGCUCCUCGUCUGUCUUGGAUGCUCUGGUGCUACGGGAAAAGCAGAAACGACUCGUUACGUACGACGUUUUGGACUGUACAUUUGGCUCCGGCUUUCACACUGGUGUGGUGCUUGAGAACGGUCGACCAUACACCCGAGUUGUUGCGAUGGAUUGCGACGUGGCGGCGACGGUGAGCGCGCGCAAGAUCGCUGAUGAGUUCGGCGCCAAAAGGUUUCGAUUCUAUGCACGUCCCAUGUCGGAGGCCAAGGCCAUGUUUGGCGAGCGUUCCUUCGAUGCCGUUAUGAUUGACCCUGGACCGUCGUUCACUCAACUCGAGAACCCUGAGCGGGGCUUUCUUCUGGGUGAUGAGAGCGACCAUGCACUCGACAUGCGCUACGGGCUGAUGUACAAGCUCGGGGCGCUAGAGUACCUCAACACGGUGCCGCAGCAUGCCCUCUCCGGCGCUCUCGCUUCCUACGAGCUGCUGACUCCUCAGCAGUCCAUGAAGCUGGCUCGAGCCAUUCGGCAACGGCGCCCCUUCGGUGGCGCGCAUCGCGUGCUAGAGGUGGUGGAGGAGGCAGGUAACGAGCUCCCUGAAGAGGGGUGGAUGAGCCAAGGUAGCCGACGGAAGACUUCGAUGUCAUGGAACUUCAUAACGUCGUUGAGAUGCAUCGUGAACCACGAGCGCCAGGAGCUGAGCGAAGCCCUGCAAAAUGCGCUGCUGCUCCUGCGCGCCGAUGGUCGACUUGUUGUCUUUUCUCGUCUCCUGUGGGAGGAGAAGCUGAUCUCCGCCACUAUCAGCCAGCACCCGCAUGCUCUGCUAAGUUACUCGGAGGUUAUUCCCAUCGACGAAGUGCAGGAGCACGGCCACUCACGCCACACAAAGAUGUGGAUUGUCACUCGCACCCACAGCUCCUCGUACGUUCUCAAGAACAGUCAGGAGCUCACGGAGGAGGCGGUACAGGAGAGCUCGAUGCGGUGGAUGGGCGGCCUCUUCGCUGGCCAGACGUUUGGCUUCCCAGCGAACAACUUCACUUUUGAGAGCAAGGAUCGGAAGGACUGGGCCGCAGUGCGCAGAAACAAGAACCCACCACCCUUCGACAGCGAUGAUGAUCCACGAGGCUAA
Messenger RNA from Leishmania braziliensis MHOM/BR/75/M2904, 1476 nucleotides. Its product is annotated as S-adenosyl-methyltransferase mraW-like protein. The transcript has a single exon. NCBI's taxonomy places the organism in Eukaryota, Euglenozoa, Kinetoplastea, Trypanosomatida, Trypanosomatidae. The record is from RefSeq and is a predicted model, not a curated record. Bases 1 to 1476 code for a protein of 491 amino acids. Gene Ontology annotation, biological process: rRNA base methylation. Gene Ontology annotation, molecular function: rRNA (cytosine-N4-)-methyltransferase activity.